Molecule: messenger RNA, 1473 nt
Organism: Fraxinus pennsylvanica
Lineage: Eukaryota; Viridiplantae; Streptophyta; Magnoliopsida; Lamiales; Oleaceae
Source: the annotation of a GenBank genome assembly
AUGGAAUUUAGCAGUAUUUUCUUUGAUCCCUCUUAUUCUGGCAGCAUGUUUCCCGGAAAGGGUGAUUCGAUUUUUCAAGGAGCAAAAUCGGUGAUGAACAUGGAGGAAACUGCAAAGAAGCGACCGUUUUUCAGCACGCCGGAAGAACUGUAUGAUGAAGAGUACUUCGACCAGAAGUUGCCGGAGAAGAAGCGCCGUCUCACUCUUGAACAGGUGAACUUGCUUGAGAAGAGUUUUGAGGCAGAGAAAAGGCUGGAGCCGGAGCGAAAAACUCAGCUGGCCAAAAAUCUGGGAUUGCAGCCCCAACAGGUGGCAGUGUGGUUCCAGAACCGCCGUGCAAGGUGGAGGAACAAACAGCUUGAAAGGGAUCAUGAUCAUCUCAAAUCCUCUUACGAGUGCCUUUUGUCCAAUUAUGAUUCCAUUCUCAAGGAGAAUGAGCAGCUCAAAGCAGAGGUUCUUUCCAUGACAGAGAAGUUGGGACCUAAAGAGUUGGCUGGAGAGCCAGUUUAUUACCAAAUUUCUGACACACUUCCGGUGGUGGCCUCCCCUGCUCCGUCCCUCCAAAUCAGUGUUAAGGUGGAGGACCGCCUCAGCACUGGCAGUGAUGGCAGCGCUGUAGUGGAUGAAGGCUGUCCUCACCUUGUGGACAGUGGCAAUUCCUACUUCCCCGAAAAUGAAUAUCCCGGGUAUGUGGCAGCCAUAGAUUGUGUACACUCGGAGGAGGAUUAUGGCAGUGAUGACAUUGGGAACUAUUUCUCCGCGUCUGUGGGAGCAGAGCAGGAGCAACACGAGGAUGUAGAGGCACUGGGGUGGUUCAUAUGCUGCAAUGGAAGCCAUGGAGUUUGGGGUAAUAAGAAGAUGAAGAACCGUGUUUUAGGAAGGUCUCUUAGGAGAGGAUUUAGUGAGAGAAACGCUGAUGUUGUGGAGAGAGGAAGCUUUGGAAGCACAAGCAUGUCACAAGACGAUAUCGAAAAGCUCCCGCGUUUCAACUUCAAGACGAAGGAGAGAGGGAGCAGCCCGGCUGCGAUUUGCACGGUUUGUUUAGAGAAUUUUAAGGUUGGAGAAAAGUGUAGACUAUUACCUUUGUGUAAUCACAGUUUUCACGCAGACUGUGUGGAUUUAUGGCUUCUGAGAACACCUAUUUGUCCAAUAUGUAGAACUUGUGCUGAUUUUGUGAAAAGUGAAUCAAUAUUAGGGGAAGAGAGUAAUCACUUCAGUGAAACUGAAAGUGGUAUUGAAGUUGGAAUGAAUCAAAGAAUGGAAAUGAUCCACCUUGGUGAAGAUGAUGCUCAAGGGAGGCAAGCAACAGAAACUGGCAAUUCAAGUGAAACAACAAUUGACUCGAGAGAGAGCCAAGAAUCAGAAACUACGGCGAGCAAUUCAAGUGAGACAGUAAUCGACUUGAGCGAGAACCAAGAAACAGAAACUGAUGACAAUUCAAGUGAGAUAGUAAUCAUCUCGAGAGAUAGCUAA